AUGUAUGUAUGGGAAGAGUCCUGUGAAAGCAUUUCUAACUGCAGUUCAUGUAUUGGUAAUGGCACAGCUACUGGCUGCAAGUGGAUCAGAUGUGCAGACCUGUGUGUAAGUGAAAAAGAAGUGGGUUCAAAGUAUCAAAACUGUACAGCUGAAGAAGAGUGUGCUUCUUCUACAGUUGCUCCUCUUUCCAAUACUACUAUGCCGUCUUCCAAUAGUACCACACCACCUUCCAAUGCCACCACAGCAUCUUCCAAUACUACCACAGCCAGUUCUGCUACCACAGCUCAUACUACUAUAGCUAACGUCACCAAUGUAACUACACAUGCUCCUUUACCUACGACUGCUGUUACUGCAGCUACCACAACAACCAGUGUUCCAGGUACAAAUGCUACUGUGACUCCUGCACCUUCUCCACGCAAAUCUACAUUUGAUGCUGCGAGUUUCAUAGGUGGAAUUGUCCUUGUUCUGGGUCUGCAGGCUGUUAUUUUCUUUCUGUACAAAUUCUGCAAGUCGAAAGACCGAAAUUAUCACACACUUUAGGACCUGCCACUUUAUAAUGGACUAAUAGCCCAACACCUGUAGUUCACCGAACCAAAAUAUUUUCUGUUGCUCAUGGAAGACAGCAGUUCAUGAUAUCCUCUAAAUCUCUAAAAGAAGACUUUAAAAGAAUAUUUUUGCAACAUUAUUAUUGGCAAGAGGUGAUACGAAUCUCUUCUUAGGAUUUCUUGCAAUAUGCUGCAUGGGUUCUAAUGGCUGUCUUAUUUUCCUUUAGUGGCUGCUGCUGUGGGACUUUUUUUUUUAAUAUGCCAAAUGUAGACAUUCAGAGAUUCUUAUUCGGUGGCAACACUGUCUUGAGUAGACAAUCUUGUGAUGACUUAUUGUGGAGGCUAAUUUAAUCGGCAUUUCAUACAGUGUCCCUUCAGUUUUAUCAAGAUGUGAAUUAUUGGUGACUGACUUCAGGGAGUGAAAUACCAUUUAUACUAGCUUGUGGCUCUUCUAGUGUGUUGCUAAAAAGAUGAACAAAAUUGUAGAAGUAGGUAAUGUCUUAACAGAA
This is a messenger RNA of Mesitornis unicolor (brown roatelo), 1054 nucleotides long. RefSeq names its product CD164 molecule, sialomucin (gene CD164). Gene Ontology annotation, cellular component: lysosome; endosome. The transcript is spliced from 6 exons. Bases 1 to 540 code for a protein of 179 amino acids. NCBI's taxonomy places the organism in Eukaryota, Metazoa, Chordata, Aves, Mesitornithiformes, Mesitornithidae. The record is from RefSeq and is a predicted model, not a curated record.